Messenger RNA from Belonocnema kinseyi, 657 nucleotides. Its product is annotated as circumsporozoite protein-like. The transcript is spliced from 2 exons. The coding region runs from base 1 to 657 and encodes 218 amino acids. Lineage: Eukaryota; Metazoa; Arthropoda; Insecta; Hymenoptera; Cynipidae. The record is from RefSeq and is a predicted model, not a curated record.
AUGUCGCAUAAUAGACGAGCAGCUAAGAAAUCAGGGACAAACCCAGCAGCUAGUGGCUCGGGGCCGACGACGAGAGGAAGGUCACAGAAUUCGUCACCAAAUCCCCCACAAAAUCCAUCACCAAAUCCGCCCCCAAACCCCCCACCAAAUCCGCCACCAAAUCCCCCACCAAAUCCGACAGUAAAUCCGCCUCUAAAUCCGCACCUAAACCCCCCAGCAAAUUCGACCCCAAAUCCCCUACCAAAUCCGUCAGUAGGUCCGCCAGUAGGUUCGGUAGUAGUUCCGCCAACAGGUCCGCCAGUAAAUCCGCUACCAAAUGCACAGCCAAAUACGCCACCAAAUCCUCAAUACCCUGGAUCCGCCAUCAGCUCUUUCCUUCUGGAGCAGCUCAAAGAGCAAAAAGAUGCGGUGCUGUUACUUCAGAAGGAACUUCAGACGCUAAAAGAGCAAAGAAAGAGAGAACAGCAGAGUUGGGCCAACGAGAGGAGGCAGCUGCAAACUCAAAUAAGAAAUCAGGAUCAACAACUCACGCAGGCCCAGACCCAGGCCCAUUACUGGCAACAGCCACCUUACUUCUGGGCUCCACAGGUGACACCAAGCCACCAUUACUUUCCGGUGCCGCCAGUACCACAAGCUCCCGCCGAAUUAAACCAGUAG